AUGAGUAACUUUUUUACCAAAAACAGUGCCAAAGGCUCAAGUACAGGUAAAACAUCAACAAUUUUAGCAUUAACAAAAGAAUUAUAUGGUCCUGAACUAAGUAAGACUCGUGUCUUAGAAUUAAAUGCAUCAGAUGAAAGAGGUAUUUCAAUUGUUCGUGAAAAGGUUAAAAAUUUUGCAAGAUUAACUGUAUCAAAUCCAAGUUCUGAAGAUUUAGAAAAAUAUCCAUGUCCUCCAUAUAAAAUCAUUAUCUUGGAUGAAGCUGAUUCAAUGACUGCAGAUGCUCAAUCUGCUUUAAGAAGAACUAUGGAAACUUAUUCUGGUGUUACAAGAUUUUGUUUAAUUUGUAAUUAUAUUACAAGAAUUAUUGAUCCUUUAGCUUCAAGAUGUUCAAAAUUUCGUUUUAAACCAUUAGAUAAUAAUGAUGCAUUAUUAAGAUUACAACAUAUUCAACAGCAAGAAAAUAUAAGGCUAGAAGAUGGUGUCUUGGAAGAAGUUUUAAAAAUUGCAAGUGGUGAUUUACGUAAGGCAAUUACAUUUUUACAAUCUGCAGCUAGAUUACAUUCACGUUUAAAAAUUGGUUUAGAAGAUGAAGAUGGUGAUUUAGAAUUGGAUGAUCAAGAUUCUCAAGAACAAAUAACAAUUAAAAGUAUUCGUGAAAUUGCAGGAUCUGUUCCAAAAGAUGUAUUGGAUGGAAUUUUAAAAAUUUCAGAAGAAAAAAAUUUCCAAAAAAUUUUUAAAAUUGUUGAUGAUACUAUAUCUGAAGGUUGGAGUGGUGUUGAUAUUGUUAAUCAAUUACAUGAUGAAUUAAUUUUAAAUGAUUUAUAUUCAUCUGAACAAAAAAAUCAAUUUUCUCAAAUUUUAUUUGAAACUGAUCAAAGACUUUCAAAUGGUACAGAUGAACAUUUACAAAUUUUAAAUUUAAUAACGAAGAUUUCACAAGUUAUUUAA
This is a messenger RNA of Hansenula ciferrii, 951 nucleotides long. RefSeq names its product replication factor C subunit 2 (gene RFC2). The record is from RefSeq and is a predicted model, not a curated record. Gene Ontology annotation, biological process: DNA-templated DNA replication; DNA repair. Gene Ontology annotation, cellular component: DNA replication factor C complex; nucleus. Gene Ontology annotation, molecular function: ATP hydrolysis activity; DNA clamp loader activity; ATP binding. NCBI's taxonomy places the organism in Eukaryota, Fungi, Ascomycota, Saccharomycetes, Phaffomycetales, Wickerhamomycetaceae. The transcript has 2 exons. The coding region runs from base 1 to 951 and encodes 316 amino acids.